This is a messenger RNA of Balaenoptera ricei (Rice's whale), 3690 nucleotides long. RefSeq names its product family with sequence similarity 184 member A (gene FAM184A). Lineage: Eukaryota; Metazoa; Chordata; Mammalia; Artiodactyla; Balaenopteridae. Bases 41 to 3472 code for a protein of 1143 amino acids. The transcript has 18 exons. The record is from RefSeq and is a predicted model, not a curated record.
AGCGCGGGCACCGGUGCCCCGGCCGGGGUCUGCCGGGAAGAUGGCGACCCCGGGCAUGAGCUGGCAGCAGCACUAUUACGGCGGCUCGGCGGCCGGGGCGGCCAAAUUCGCGCCCUCGCCGGCCGCCGCGCAGCAGGCGGGGCACUGCAUGGACUACAGCCAGGACUUGCACCUGAAAAUGAGCAAGAAAAUCGCCCAGCUCACCAAGGUAAUAUAUGCUUUGAACACUAAAAAUGAUGAGCACGAAUCUGCAAUUCAAGCCCUCAAAGAUGCUCAUGAAGAAGAAGUCCAACAAAUUCUUGCAGAAACAAGAGAAAAAAUAUUGCAGUAUAAAAGCAGAGUAUCAGAGGAGUUAGAUCUUAAGAGAAAGAUUCAAGUUUUAGAAGUAUCAUUAGAAGAUCACAUAAAAAUGAAGCAGCAGGCUUUGACAGAAUUUGAGGCUUAUAAGCACAGAGUUGAGGACAUGCAACUUUGUGCAGAAGCCCAGCAUGUCCAACGCAUAGUAACCAUGUCUAGAGAGGUUGAAGAGAUUAGAAGGAAAUUUGAGGAAAGAUUACGGAGUUUUGGACAAGUCCAAGUACAGUUUGAAAAAGACAAACGGUUGGCAUUGGAAGAUUUGCGAACUGCUCACAGACGGGAGAUCCAAGAGCUGCUGAAGUCACAGCAGGAUCACAGUGCCUCAGUUAGUAAAGGACAGGAGAAAGCGGAGGAGCUGCACAGAAUGGAGGUGGAGGCCUUAAACAAGACACUGGAAGAGCUAAGGCUUGAGCGGAAAAAGCUAAUUGAGGAUUAUGAAGGCAAGUUGCGUAAAGCUCAGUCCUUUUAUGAACAUGAGCUAGAUACUUUGAAAAGGUCACAGCUUUUUACAGCAGAAAGCCUCCAGGCUAGCAAAGAAAAGGAAGCAGAUCUUAGAAAAGAAUUUCAGGGACAAGAAGCAAUUUUACGAAAAACCAUAGGAAAAUUAAAGACAGAGUUACAGAUGGUACAGGAUGAAGCUGGAAGUCUCCAUGACAAAUGCCAGAAGCUUCAGGUAGCACUUGUUACAGCAGAGAACAGUGUUCAGGUUCUUCAAAAACAGCUUGAUGAUGCCAAGGAGGGAGAAAUGGCCUUAUUAAGCAGGCACAAGGAAGUGGAAAGUGAGCUAGCAGCAGCCAGAGAACGUUUACAGCAGCAAGCUUCAGAUCUUGUCCUCAAAGCUAGUCAUAUUGGAAUGCUUCAAGCAACUCAAAUGACCCAGGAGGUUACAAUUAAAGAUCUAGAAUCAGAAAAAUCAAGGGCCAAUGAGAGGUUAUCUCAGCUUGAAGAAGAAAGAGCUUUCUUGCAAAGCAAAACCCAGAGUCUGAAUGCAGAGCAGAAGCAGCAGAUCUUGGAACUGGAGAAGAAAGUAAAUGAGGCAAAGAAAACUCAGCAAGAAUAUUAUGAGAUGGAGCUAAACAACCUGCAAAAUAGACUGGAAGGAGAGGUGGCUCAAUUAAAUGAGGCCCAUUCUAAGACUUUGGAAGAAUUAGCUUGGAAGCACCAUAUGGCAAUUGAGGCUGUCCACAGUAAUGCGAUGAGGGAUAAGAAAAAACUGCAAAUGGAAUUGGAGGCACAACAUAAAAAGGAAAAGCUAAACCUGGAAGAGGAUAAAAAUCAGCUUCAACAAGAGCUAGAAAACCUGAAGGAAGAACUGGAAGACAAGCUGAAUUCAGCCAAUCAAGAGAUUGGCCACCUCCAAGAAAUGGUAAGCAAAAGUGAACAAGGUCUUGGCUCUGCAGAAGGACUCAUUGCUAGUCUUCAGGACUCCCAGGAAAGACUUCAGAAUGAGCUGGACUUGACUAAAGGCAGGCUGAAGGAGACCAAGGAUGCUCUAUUAAAUGCUGAGAGUGAGCUAGAACAAGAAAGGCAACAGCAUGAAGAAACACUUGCUGCCAUGAAAGAAGAGGAGAAACUGAGAGUGGACAAAAUGGCCCAUGACUUAGAGAUAAAAUGGACUGAAAACCUUAGACAAGAGUGUUCUAAGCUUCGCGAAGAGUUAAGGCUUCAACAUGAAGAGGAUAAAAAGUCAGCAAUGUCUCAACUUUUGCAGUUAAAAGAGCGAGAGAAAAAUGCAGCCAGGGAUUCAUGGCAGAAAAAAGUAGAAGAUCUCUUAAACCAGAUUUCCUUGCUGAAACAGAAUCUGGAGAUGCAGCUUUCCCAGUCUCAGACCUCUUUGCAGCAACUGCAAGCCCAGUUUACACAAGAACGACAACGACUUACACAAGAGCUUGAAGAAUUAGAGGAACAGCAUCAACAAAGACAUAAAUCUUUACAAGAAGCACAUGUCCUUGCAUUUCAAACUAUGGAAGAAGAAAAGGAAAAGGAACAAAGAGCUCUUGAAAAUCAUUUACAACAGAAACAUUCUGCAGAGCUUCAAUCAUUAAAAGAUGCACACAGAGAGUCAAUGGAGGGCUUCCGGAUAGAAAUGGAACAGGAACUUCAGACGCUUCGGUUUGAAUUAGAAGAUGAAGGAAAGGCUAUGCUUGCUUCUUUACGCUCAGAACUAAACCAUCAACAUGCAGCUGAAAUUGAUUUGUUACGGCAUAAUCAUCAACAAGAAUUGUCAGCCGCUAAAAUGGAAUUAGAGAGAAGCAUAGAUAUCAGCAGAAGACAGAGUAAGGAGCACAUGUGUAGAAUAACAGAUCUACAAGAUGAAGUAAGGCACAGAGAGCAUCACAUCUCAGACUUGGAUAAGGAAGUACAGCACCUUCAUGAAAAUAUAAAUGCCCUAACCAAAGAAUUGGAAUUUAAGGGAAAAGAAAUUCUCAGAAUAAGAAGUGAAUCCAACCAACAGAUGAGGUUGCAUGAACAAGAUUUAAACAAGAGACUUGAAAAAGAGCUGGAUGUCAUGACAGCAGACCACCUCAGAGAGAAAAAUAUCAUGCGGGCAGAUUUUAAUAAGACUAACGAGCUACUCAAGGAAAUAAAUGCAGCUUUACAAGUGUCACUAGAAGAGAUGGAAGAAAAAUAUCUAAUGAGAGAAUCAAAACCAGAAGAUUUACAGAUAAUUGCAGAAUUAAAAGCCAUGCUUACAGAAAGAGAUCAGGUCAUAACGAAACUAAUGGAGGAUAAUAAAUUUUAUCAGCUGGAAUUAGUCAAUCGAGAAACUAACUUCAACAAAGUGUUUAACUCAAGUCCUACUGUUGGUGUUAUUAAUCCACUGACUAAGCAAAAGAAGAAGAACAAUAAAUCACCAACAAACAGGUUUGUGAGUGUUCCCAAUCUAAGUGCUCUGGAAUCUGGUGGAGUGGGCAAUGGACAUCCUAACCGCCUGGAUCCCAUUCCUAAUUCUCCAGUCCACGAGACUGAGUUCAACAGCAGCAAACCACUUCCACAGCCAGUGCCACCCAAAGAGCCCAAGACAUUUUUGAGUCCUCCUCAGAGUGAAGCUUCCCCGGUGGCUUCUCCAGAUCCCCAGCGCCAGGAGUGGUUUGCCCGGUACUUCACAUUCUGAAAGAAUUGUUUUGGCACAGUUCUAGGUGGACUGUUACUAAAAGCAUGACCUUAUGCAGAUCGUUAUGUGAACAGGGUUUCCUGUGUCAAACACUGUGAAAGUAUUUGUCUCUCCAAUUGAAAAUGCCCUGUAUUUCCUGUGAUAUUUAUUGGAAUCACUCUAUAAGGUACUAUAUUAUGUGUGUAAUUAUAACAGUUAUUUUUAUUUGAGAUGGUGGG